AUGAGAGACUUCCUCACCCACAAAAGAAAGACUGAAACAUUGCAAUUGGUCAACCUAAGUGAGGAAUGCUCCGACGUACACCUCAAUAAACUCCCACAAAAGAAAAUCGACCCCGGAAGCUUCACCAUCCCUUGUUCCAUUGGGGGAUCACCCGUACGAAAUGCACAAGCCGACCUUGGGGCUAGCAUCAAUCUCAUGCCCGCAUUAAUGUUUGACCGACUCGGACUAGGUAAGACGAGCCCCACAAAGAUAAGCAUACAACUCGCUGAUGGGUCUAUCAAACACCCACAAGGUGUCGUCGAGAAUCUACUGGUAAAAGUCGGAGACUUUGUCUUCCCAUCCGACUUAGUCAUACUCGACAUGGAGGAAGACACCGAAGUUCCACUCAUUCUAGGAAGACCAUUCCUUCCCACUGCCCAUGCCAUGGUGGAUAUGAGUGACAGGAAGUUAACGUUGAGGGUUGGAGGCAAGGAGAUGAAAUUCGGGGUUGGGAAAAGAGUAGAGGAUGACCCGGUCAACUACCUGGAUAUCAUAGACUCUAGCUUGGGUGACGCUCUUCGACGGUGCAACAUGGGAUGUAAGACAUCCCGCUCGGGUAACAUAUGA
This is a messenger RNA of Helianthus annuus (common sunflower), 606 nucleotides long. RefSeq lists its product as uncharacterized. Bases 1 to 606 code for a protein of 201 amino acids. Lineage: Eukaryota; Viridiplantae; Streptophyta; Magnoliopsida; Asterales; Asteraceae. The record is from RefSeq and is a predicted model, not a curated record. The transcript has a single exon.